AUGGCUGAUUCUGUUCAGACCAGCCCAAUAUCGCAACCUUCUAAGCAAACAAGACAAUCUCCCAGCGAGUCUAGACCAAGGGCCGAUAUUGCCAGCAAAUCCUCGACGGAUUCUCCCUUGACUCUUGAUACAAAAGGACCCGAGCCCGCUCCUCCCCUUAGUCUCCUUUCAUCCGAUUCAUCAUCAGCUUCUCUCACAUCAUCUCCAUCAACCCCAAACAAGCCUCCCGCCUCCCGGCCAGCCACCACGUUGUCCCAACGAGAAAAGUCAGCACCAGCUGGAGAGUCGUCCAAAGAUUCAAGCAGCUCGACAAAGGACCCUGCGCCAGCAACAACAGCAACAAAACCCGCCCCGUCCUCAUCACCCGUAGAUAAAGACCCUGGUCCGGCACCGCUCAGGCGAGCUUUAUCCUUCAAGAUCCCCCUCAAAGUCAACACCGAGACGGCCAACGGCUCCUCGUCAACCUCUUCCACACCCAGCCGGUCCCGCGCCUCAUCCGCCGUGUCCGAGUCUAACAACAACAAUAACAACAACAACAACAACAACAACACUCCGGAAAAGUCCACCGCCUCGCCGCUCCACCAGCGCACCCGAUCCAAAAACGUCUCCCUCUCCUCCAUCGGUGAAGUGACCAGCCCGGUUCCUCACCAACUACCCCUGCCCGCCUCGCCGUCUUCGCCCCCGCCUGCGCAAGACAGCAGCAGAAGAAGCCCCGCGGUCGACGUCCAGGACCCGGAGCCAUCCGCAACCGCACCAUCGCCGACUUCGAGCCGCUCCCCGACCGAGCAGUUCCUUUUCGACCGAGGCCUCCUCCCCGAAGAGCCCUCUCAGAAGAUCCCAUCCCCGCUCGCACUACAAUCCGUCCUGCAGUCGCAGCUCACCAGCUACCUAGCCACAAUGUCUGCCCAGCCGGCCAAGACCCCCAGCGUCGAGCAGGUCUCGCCCCAGCAGCAGUACCAGCAGCCCCCUCAGAACAUGCGCAUGGCCCCCAUGCCGCAGCCCGGCCUGCCGGUUUCCGCACCACUCCCCGGCCUGUCUGGCCAGGCCAACAGCGUUGUUGGCAACUUGCUAAAGGGCCCCGUCGGCCCCAACGGCCAGCUCAAAGAUGCCGCGCUCAUGGUCGGCAUCAAGUUGGAUCUAGAAGCCGAAGUCCAUCUAACCGCCCGAGUACGUGGUGACAUCAUUGUCGGGCUAUAUUGA
Molecule: messenger RNA, 1200 nt
Organism: Pyricularia pennisetigena
Lineage: Eukaryota; Fungi; Ascomycota; Sordariomycetes; Magnaporthales; Pyriculariaceae
Exons: 3
Coding region: 1-1200 (399 amino acids)
Source: RefSeq, a predicted model, not a curated record